AUGGGCAAUCGGCUUUCGAAUAGGGUGGUGGAGAAUGGUGAGGAGCAAGAAGCAGAACUGAAGAGGUUUCUCAAGGUUGCCAAAAGAAAAAUUCAAAGUGGGGAAGAUGAACGGAUAGAGGAUAUGUUGGAUCCAAGAUUGGAAGGGGUGUUCAGCAGGAACCAAGAUUUGUAUCUCCUGUGUGGAGGAAGAUAG
Prunus armeniaca (apricot) is the source of this 195-nucleotide messenger RNA. The record is from the annotation of a GenBank genome assembly. Lineage: Eukaryota; Viridiplantae; Streptophyta; Magnoliopsida; Rosales; Rosaceae.